GGCUUGCCACACAUUUUGUUUGAUUUCAGAGUAGAAAGCAGCCCUUUCCCAACUGUCAGUUUCUGCAUUUUAUACCAGAAAUGUUUGGCAUUUGUACAAUGUAACGAAACUGCUGGUAGUUCCACUUUAUGUAAGGUUGUUACGAUCCAAAGAUACACAUCAUUCACCCUUUUAACAGUAUUCACUUCCCCUUGCGUAACCAUUUUCUUGACAAACACGAGUUUGAGAAACGUUUUUUACAUGAUUUCAUUUUCAACAUAAAGUAGAAGCCCUUGCUUCUCGGCCAUUUGUUUUGAAACUCACUCACACACUUUGAACUCCUUUCUUCCCUCUCGUAUUUCCUGUUUGUAUGCAGCCUGCCAAGAGGUAGAUCACUUGCUUCUGGGCAAAGCAAAGGAGCAUCGCUAACUGUGAAACACACCUGAAAUAAAAAAAAUAAAUAAAAGAAAGAAAGGCCUUCCCUGAAAUGGGCGUGCUUAAAAGCCCAGUGUGGGCAGGGCCCAGCGGAGGCUUAAAACCAGCGAGAGGUUUGAUUCAGUAGCAGAAUGCACCGGCAGGCUUUAGUCUUAAGUCCUCACUGGGACAAAUAUAGAAGCCGUGCGUAUAGAUAGUAAGGUUGUUAGCUGAGCCCCCCCCCCACCACAGCGUACACAGGCUUAGCCCAGGUAUCUACUAGACCACCGGAACAGGCUCGGCGACUCGUGUCUCGUAUUCAAGGAUGCCUUUGGGGCUAGGAUGGUUCUUGGAGGGUUCUCCAGCUGAAGCAGCAUCGGCAGAAUCCAUUCCAGUCACAUGUGUACAGCCAUGAAGGUGUUAUUGCAGGACCUGGCAGGCAACAACAAGGAGAAUAAAAUGUGGAAAUGGCACAUUCAGGACCCCGCCACACAGAGACUGACGUGGAACACGGCCCCCAAGAGCGUCCUCGUCAUCAAGAAGAUCCGAGAUGCCAGCCUGCUUCUGCCUUUCAAGGAGCUCUGCAUAUUCCUCACGGAGGUCAAAAAGAUGAUUGUUUAUGUGGAAAAGAAGGUUCUGGAGGACCCGACUAUUUCCGAUGAUGAAAACUUUGGGACCAUUACGAAGAAAUUCUGCACUUUCAGAGAAGAUCUGGAUGACAUCUCCAAUCGUGUGGACUUCAUCAUCUGUCUUGGUGGAGAUGGAACUUUGCUGUACGCUUCCUCACUCUUCCAGGAGAGUGUCCCCCCAGUGAUGGCCUUCCAUUUGGGCUCACUGGGCUUCUUGACACCAUUUAAAUUUGACACCUAUCAGUCUCAAGUCACCCAAAUUAUUGAAGGUAAUGCUGCCAUAGUGCUGCGCAGUCGCUUGAAAGUCCGAGUGCACCGAGAGCGGGAGAAGGGAGUCUUUCUGACCAACGGGGACGUAGACAGUGGCCACAAAACUGCAUACUAUCAGGUGCUGAAUGAAGUGGUGGUGGACAGAGGGCCAUCCUCGUACCUGUCCAACGUCGACCUCUUCCUGGACGGACAUCUCAUCACUACGGUGCAGGGAGACGGUGUGAUCGUGUCCACACCUACAGGCAGCACAGCAUAUGCAGUGGCUGCAGGAGCCUCCAUGAUACACCCCAAUGUACCAGCGAUCAUGAUCACUCCAAUCUGCCCACACUCACUGUCCUUCAGACCCAUCGUGGUGCCUGCUGGAGUGGAGCUGAAGAUAAUGCUGUCAUGCGAUGCCAGAAACACAGCCUGGGUGUCGUUUGAUGGGAGACGCCGCCAGGAGAUCUGUCAUGGAGACAGUAUUACCAUCACCACUUCCUGCUUCCCCGUUCCAUGCAUAUGCUUCCGCAACCCGGUCAACGACUGGUUUGAGAGCCUGGCCCAGUGUUUGCACUGGAACGUCAGGAAGAAGCAGAACAUCUUCAGCUCGGAGGACGACUUCUGAGCCUUCGGGGGGGUCGACACUUUGUUUGCUCUGUGCUGUUCUGUUUCUUAGCGCUUACAGUCAUUUCCUACAACAAAACCAGCACCUUUUUUUACUAAAAACAGCUGAUUUUUUUAAAGAGUUUGCCACACUUUGUUUGGGGGCUAGUCGCUUACGUACAAUCAAUUUGGCGGAAGUUUUUGGGGAUACUCUUGUGCUCACACAUUCAUAUCGUUAUAACACUACUUUGAAUGAGUGUUGUAGCGCUUUUUACCCUCAGAGUGUAAACUACCUGGUCAACUAUACAUUCAUGUCACCAAAUCUUGCUACAUUCUAUGAUUUGUUUGGAGAAAGUGAACCAGCAUUGCAAACUGUGCCUUACAUAAUCAUUAUUAUUAUUAUUAUUGUAACACUGGUAUCAUGAAUGUAUGGAAAUAACACGUCAACGUUUACGUCAUGCUUAUUUUUCUACUUCAGCAAUCAUACACAUAGUUAGUUACACUCAGCUGUAUUUUUAUGAUGAAUAUCUGUUUAUAUUUUAUAGAAAAUUCUUCUCAAGCCAUAGCAAUAGAUGUGUGUGUGUGUGUGUGU
Messenger RNA from Doryrhamphus excisus (bluestripe pipefish), 2466 nucleotides. It is a transcript of the gene nadka, whose product is annotated as NAD kinase a. Gene Ontology annotation, molecular function: NAD+ kinase activity. Lineage: Eukaryota; Metazoa; Chordata; Actinopteri; Syngnathiformes; Syngnathidae. Gene Ontology annotation, biological process: NADP+ biosynthetic process; NAD+ metabolic process. The record is from RefSeq and is a predicted model, not a curated record.